AACCACCCACUCAGGUUGGAUCUUCCUCCCAGCUGGGGGUGGGAGCGGGGAGCAGGUUCCAGCCAGGAUCACCAUUCGCUCCUAGCAAAGCAUCUUUCCCUUAGGCGUGUGCAAGAGGGGGGGCUUGCAGACUUUGCCGAACAUCGACACCCUCCCCUCCAACGCCAGUCAAAUUCCGGCAGCCUUUGGUUUGGGAACAGAAUUCUCCACAGAGCAAGGCAAUCCUUGGAUUCCUUCAGGGAACUUUGGGAGAUGGAAAAGCCAGACUCAGCGGCUCCCUGGGGAGGAAAGGACCCCGACGUCACCCAGACUGGGAGCACUGGGGAGGUCUGGGAAAGGAACGUGCAGCAGAUCCUGGGCGAGGGCAAUGCCAGCUCAGACGUCCAGCGCCAACACUUCCGGGCGUUUUGCUACCAGGAUGCCGAGGGCCCCCGCGAGGUCUGCAGCCGCCUCCACCACCUCUACCGCCAGUGGCUGAAGCCGGAAAAGCUCACCAAGGCCCAGAUGCUGGACCUGGUGGUUCUGGAGCAGUUCCUGACUAUCCUCCCCCCGGAGAUGGAGAGCUGGGUCAGGGAGUGCGGAGCGGAGACCAGCUCCCAGGCAGUGGCCCUGGCCGAAGGCUUCCUCCUGAGCCAGACGGAAGAGAAGAGGCAGGAAGAAAAGGAGCAGGUUCAAGGUACGAGAAAAGGGGCUCCUUCUUCCCCCAAAGUAGAUAAGGUCCCGCCAGCCAGCAGGAGGAGGCAGCUGUUCCGAGGAGCCAUUCCGGGGGGCGUUGGAGGGGAUGCUUCUACCUUGCUGGAUAGCCAAGCUCCUCUGGCGGAUGGUCUCAGCCCUUCCUUAAUGUGUGACGGAGCGGAAAUGGUUGCUGCGCAGUUGCCCGGACAGGGCCCGGUGACCUUUGAGGAGGUGGCUGUGUACUUCACAGAGGAGGAGUGGGCUCUGCUGCAUCCAGACCAAAGAUCUCUGCAGUGGGAGGUCAUGGUGGAGAAUUAUGGGAACUUGGUCUCUCUGGGUGAAGCGAUGGAGAGCGGGAUCAUUGCCAAACAGCAGAGAAGUGACUUGGAGCCGCGAGAACCGGUUUGCAAGGCGGAGGGUGUCUUGCUUGAAGGAGCCAACUUCCACAAAGCCCCGACGCAAGAAAAAUGUUGGGAUGGAAACGAAAUGCAGGCGCUCCCUCCCUUGUGCGUGGAAAGCAUGGUGAGCAAGCUCAGCAUCCGAAGGCAUCAGAGGAUCAACAAGCGGGAGACCCUUCUGGAAUGCUCCGAGUGCGGAAAGGUCUUCAACCGGCGCUACAGCCUCACCAGACACCAGAGAGUCCACACGGGCGAGAAGUGGUGGAUCUGCUCGGUUUGCGGGAAGAGCUUCAGCCAGAGGUACCACCUCACUCGGCACCAGCGAGUCCACACAGGGGAGGAGUGGUGGAUCUGCACGGUGUGCGGGAAGAGCUUCCGGUGCAGCAACAGCCGCCUGAGGCACCAAAGGAUCCACACGGGCGAAAAGCCGUUCGAGUGCUCCGAGUGCGGGAGGCGCUUCAGCGAGAGCUCCACGCUGUACAAGCACCAGAGGGUCCACACCGGGGAGAAGCCGUACAAAUGCCUGGACUGCGGGAAGAGCUUCCGCCAGAAGAUCAACCUCACCCGCCACCGGACGGUCCACACGGGGGAGAGGCCGUACCCGUGCGCCGAGUGCGGGAAGAGCUUCAGUCAGAGGGUGAGUCUGACUCUGCACCGCACCAUCCACACCGGGGAGAAGCCCUACAAGUGCUCGGAGUGCGGGAAGGGCUUCAGCCAGCGGAUCAACCUCACCUCGCACCAGAGGACCCACACGGGGGAAAAACCGUACCAGUGCUCCGAGUGCGGGAAAAGCUUCAGCCGAAGCAACAGCCUCGCUUAUCACUUGAAGCACCACAUAAAUGUUCAGUGCGUUGAACUUGUGCCGGAAGAGAAACCAUAGAUCAGUGGUAAUUUUUUAAAACGAGGGAAACUCUGGGGAAUUUUUAGAAAUGCUCAGAACUUGAGAUGGUGCAUUGGUCCUGCCUUUUAAAUGACUUGUGUCUCUGGUGGUCAUAGA
Podarcis raffonei (Aeolian wall lizard) is the source of this 2070-nucleotide messenger RNA. Its product is annotated as zinc finger protein 773-like. Bases 253 to 1953 code for a protein of 566 amino acids. Lineage: Eukaryota; Metazoa; Chordata; Lepidosauria; Squamata; Lacertidae. Gene Ontology annotation, biological process: negative regulation of transcription by RNA polymerase II. The record is from RefSeq and is a predicted model, not a curated record. Gene Ontology annotation, molecular function: DNA-binding transcription repressor activity, RNA polymerase II-specific. The transcript is spliced from 6 exons.